AUGCCACGGGCGGCCGCGUCCACAGCUGAGAGUACCAGUCGAGCCCGAAGUGAAGAUAACAUAUGCAGAGCUAUCGGGACCUACUUUGGAGAUGCGCUCCCGCUUAGGGUUGCCGUGAUGUGGAAUGUCCUCAGACCAUUGGCAAUUCAAAUAAUUAACAACGGCACUUAUGUCAGUGAGGAUAAACUUGUUCCGUUCGUAGGGGUUAUGAGCAUCCAGCGGUACUGUAAACAAAAUUCGAGACGAGAUCGCCUCCUGCUUCGCAUUGUCGACGAGCAGUUAGCCACCUUCACGGACGAGACUGCGACCAUGGAAGCCGCCCUUGAAGUCCUCAGUAACGAAGAGUUGGUCGAGAUACUGAUCAUCAUCGGUGCCUACUCUAUGCUUGCUCGUAUCAUCAGAGGGUUAAAGAACACUAUAUUGCAUAGAACUCCCAAGCUCUCCAGCUUGAUCACAGAUAAUUCUGGCUAUGUAGACGGGGUUGUGUUGAUUCGAUACGUGGCUGCCUGGUCUUCCAGGGGUAGUUAA
Molecule: messenger RNA, 528 nt
Organism: Microsporum canis CBS 113480
Lineage: Eukaryota; Fungi; Ascomycota; Eurotiomycetes; Onygenales; Arthrodermataceae
Exons: 5
Coding region: 1-528 (175 amino acids)
Source: RefSeq, a predicted model, not a curated record